Molecule: messenger RNA, 1971 nt
Organism: Nematocida major
Lineage: Eukaryota; Fungi; Microsporidia
Exons: 1
Coding region: 1-1971 (656 amino acids)
Source: RefSeq, a predicted model, not a curated record
AUGGAGAACGAGACGGAAGAGAGAAGCCCUCCCCAGUACAUCCCAAGCGCAGCCUCCCGAGACUACAUAAUGAGAAUACUCAGCCCAGAGCAGAGAAAGAAGGAGAUCUCAGUAAAUACCGUGGAAAUAGAGGAGAAAACCAAAGAGCUCGAAUCCCUUAUGCUGAAGGGAAGCGUAGACGUCCUGAAGGACUUGGACAGACUCCCCCACGUGAUCGAGGGAAUGAAAACUUUCAAUAAAAAAAUAGACGAGGCAGAAGAGCAAAUACUCGCUACAAGCCUCCAGAAGAGCGAGACAAAAAAGUCCCUGCAGGAAAUAAAAAGAAUAAAAGAGCGAGUAAAAGACUCAAUCUCCGGAAUAAAGCAGAUAAAGAUCCUAGUGGAGACUACGCAGAAUCUAUCGAGAGUCUCCAACAAGGGAAUGGUGCAGAUAGAGAGACUCACUGCAAGGAGGGAGGAAAUUUCCGAGGAGGAUGCAAGAACUGUUUUCCUGUGGGUUUGUGCGUAUAAGAAGCUCUCCGCCCUCGUUCGGCACUUCUCAGACUUCUCCUUCUGCCAGAGAGUGCAGGAAGUCCUGGGGCAGAGCGAAAAAAGGCUUCUGAUCGUGGCGAAUGUGAUGAUCCAGUGGUGGAUCUGCGAAGUCGUCGCAGGAAUCCCAGAAAUAGCCGAGCAAAAAGAAGCCGGGAGAAAGGAGAGUGAAAUUCCCGCGGAAGUUCUCGCCCCGAGGAAGUUCGCCCGCAGGAAUAAGGAGUUUCUCCACAUAGGGAAGUACAUAUACGAGGAGCUGGACAGAGGCGAAGAAUUCGCAGAGUACGUGAACAAUGCCAGGCGAAGAGAGAUGCUGAAGCUGUGCAGGACCCAGAUGGAGCAGUACAACCCGCGGGAUAAGCUGCCGAUCAUCCUCCGGAUCUUCUCGGAGUUUCUAGAGGCAGAUGCAGAGAUAAAGCCGUGCCUCGUGCAGAGUCUCGAUCCUGCGGAGGAGGAGUACGAUGCAGCACUCGUGAAGAAGUUGGAGAGUGUUAUUUCCUCCGUCCCUGGGGAGUACGUGGACGAUCUCUUCGUAUUCAGGCGGAUAAAGCACUUUUUUGUCUCAGUUCAGGCACGAUCUGAGACGCAUUUUCGGGGGCUUUCAGACCUUCUUAUACAGACAGCGUAUAAGUGCAUAGAGAGUGACUGCGUGGGAGCCCGGCAGAAGGUGAAGGGAAUCCUCCAGGAGAAGGCAGGGCUUCGGGAGACCCUUUUCGCAGUGGCUUCGGAGAUUCGGAGAUUCUUCAAGGAGUCGAGGGAGCUUAUUCACGAGGUGGAGCAGGCAGAGAACGAAUUGGACGACAUUAUCCUGAAGUUCACGAAUUCGAUCGUAGAGCCUGUUUCGGAGGCUGUGCGAAAUGCUCCGCUGCAGGAUGCGAUGAAAGUGCAGGGAUUUGCCUCGGACCUCCUGGAGAGCAUAAAGAAGGAGCUUGUAGAGCACAGGCACAGCAUCUCCACGGGGGCACUUCUUCUGAAGCUUCCUGAGCUCAGGAAAAUAACGGAUCACGAGCAGGCAGCGAUUAAAAGGGCGGAGAACUCCCUCCAGGGAAGGAUAGAGGAAAUUUCCAGGGGAUUUUUGGGGAAGCUCAGGAACUUAUCGGAGGAAGAUGCCGUGUCGAUAGAUCCGGAUAGAGUUUCGCAGGCACUGGAGGAGCAUAAGGACAGAGUCCCCGCGGGAUUCCUGCAGAGGCAGUUGGACUCCGUCCUGGAGGCAGUUUUGGAGGGUAUUUCCGCCCUGAAAGUGUACAGGCAGAUGGACGCCCUGGAGAAUGACUUUGCCGUUCUCUACAAGUCCGUGCAGUACCUCGACCUGGAGAGUCCCACCGCAAAGCGCAUCCUGAAGCUCUUCACGGAGAUAGAUUGCCUGCGGAAGAGGCAGAAGAAGAGUCCCUCCGACAGAAUUGGGAAAGACCUCGAUGAUCUUGUGGAAAGAUACUCUGCGUGA